Messenger RNA from Brenthis ino (lesser marbled fritillary), 204 nucleotides. NCBI's taxonomy places the organism in Eukaryota, Metazoa, Arthropoda, Insecta, Lepidoptera, Nymphalidae. The record is from the annotation of a GenBank genome assembly.
AUGUUUUUAUCAUAUGACGUGAUUGCGACGUUUGGUGUGUCAGCGUUGGUGUCGUUCUUCCUGUCAGUGACUCUACUUCUAAUGGUGGCAUCUAAAAGAGGACUUCUACGGACCACUAGUUCUGAGCCCCUAAUGCCGCCAAUGAAAGAAAAAAUACAGAUUAUGCCGUCUGCUCCUGAACUGGCACCACUUGCUGAAACUAGA